CUAGCCGGCGGGGUUGGGGCUGGCGCAGCUCUAGUUCCUUUCCUCCUCAGCCGCCUGCGCUGCCUCCGCCGCCUCCGCCGCCUCCGCCUCAGUCUCCCACGCCUCCGAACAGGCCGCGGUUACCGGUUUGCGAUUCCCGGGCUUAAACUCUGCAGCUCCAGUGUCCCGGUGUCCGUGCUCCUGCGAGAUGACGCUCAAGUCGAGCGAAGGCGAGGGUGGGAAUAGCAUGCGCACCGCGCUCUCGGACCUCUACCUGGAACACUUGCUACAGAAACGCAACCGACCUGAGACUGCAUUGAAUCAGUUGAAUGUUGCCACUGAGGACAUGUACACCAAUGGGUCUACUGUUCCAGGUAGCCCUGCCCAUUCUAAAGGGCAAGAAGCAAGGAAAGUACGUCUCAUACAGUUUGAGAAGAUCACAGAGGAGCCCAUGGGAAUUACUUUGAAGCUGAAUGAAAAACAGUCAUGUACUGUGGCCAGAAUUCUCCAUGGUGGCAUGAUUCAUAGACAAGGCUCCCUUCACGUGGGGGAUGAGAUCCUAGAAAUCAAUGGCACAAAUGUGACUAAUCACUCAGUAGACCAGCUGCAGAAGGCAAUGAAGGAAACCAAAGGAAUAAUCUCAUUAAAAGUAAUUCCUAAUCAGCAGAGUCGUCUGCCUGCGCUACAGAUGUUCAUGAGAGCACAGUUCGACUAUGACCCCAAAAAGGACAAUCUUAUCCCUUGUAAGGAGGCAGGACUGAAGUUUGUUACUGGAGACAUUAUCCAAAUUAUCAACAAAGAUGACAGCAACUGGUGGCAGGGGCGGGUGGAAGGCUCUUCCAAGGAGUCUGCAGGAUUGAUCCCUUCUCCUGAGCUGCAGGAAUGGAGAGUGGCAAGUGUGGCUCAGUCUGCUCCAAAUGAAGCUCCAAGCUGCAGUCCCUUUGGGAAGAAGAAGAAGUAUAAAGACAAGUAUCUGGCUAAGCACAGUUCAAUUUUUGACCAGUUGGAUGUUGUUUCCUAUGAGGAAGUUGUCCGACUCCCUGCAUUCAAGAGGAAGACCCUGGUGCUGAUCGGAGCCAGUGGGGUAGGUCGCAGCCAUAUUAAGAAUGCUCUGCUCAGCCAGAAUCCAGAGAAGUUUGUAUACCCUGUCCCAUAUACAACACGGCCACCAAGGAAGAAUGAAGAAGAUGGAAAGGAAUAUCACUUCAUCUCAACAGAGGAAAUGACAAGGAACAUCUCUGCCAAUGAGUUCUUGGAGUUUGGCAGCUAUCAGGGCAACAUGUUUGGCACUAAAUUCGAAACAGUGCACCAGAUUCAUAAGCAGGACAAGAUUGCCAUCCUUGACAUUGAGCCCCAGACCCUGAAGAUUGUUCGGACCGCUGAGCUUUCACCUUUCAUUGUGUUCAUCGAACCUACUGAUCAGGGCACUCAGGUGGGAAAGGGGUCAUGCAAGACUGAAGCCCUGCAGCAGCUGCAGAAGGACUCUGAGGCCAUCCGUAGUCAAUAUUCUCACUACUUUGACCUCUCUUUGGUGAAUAAUGGUGUUGAUGAAACUCUUAAGAAAUUGCAAGAAGCCUUUGACCAGGCUUGCAGUUCUCCACAGUGGGUACCUGUCUCCUGGGUUUACUAAGCUUACAGAAUUGGAGAACCUGUUCCAGCCCCUCCCCAGCAUUUGGAAUGCCACCCCUCGCUUAAAUCAAACACUGCUGCUUCAUCUUCUAGCUAUCUGCAACUAUGCGAAGUAUAUCAGUAGGAUUUAAGUCUUUUCACUCAGGCUACUAAAGGGCUGAAGUUUAAUUUUCCUACUACCUAGAUUUCAAAAUGAUCUCUGGAAAUUGGCAGUUGAGUACUAUCCAAUGCAACUGCUGCACAAAGAAAGCAUCCGUCCUCAUCUGAUGCCUGAGCUCCUUUACUUGCAACUAUACUAUCUUAUCUUUUUACUCUGGAUUAAGUAUACUCUGAAACUUUCUAAAAUGCAAAAAAUCUAACAGCUGCUCUAGAGAAACCCUCCAAAGCAAUAAAAACUCUGCUGUGUUAA
Molecule: messenger RNA, 2017 nt
Organism: Myodes glareolus (Bank vole)
Lineage: Eukaryota; Metazoa; Chordata; Mammalia; Rodentia; Cricetidae
Source: RefSeq, a predicted model, not a curated record